Messenger RNA from Patiria miniata (bat star), 2713 nucleotides. Its product is annotated as phytanoyl-CoA dioxygenase domain-containing protein 1-like. Lineage: Eukaryota; Metazoa; Echinodermata; Asteroidea; Valvatida; Asterinidae. The coding region runs from base 129 to 983 and encodes 284 amino acids. The record is from RefSeq and is a predicted model, not a curated record. The transcript is spliced from 9 exons.
AUUAUUGUAGACCACAGAGGGCGCUCUUCUCAAUAACAUCCACGAAAAAUUUUGUUGGCAGUAUUUUGGGCAAAGUUUUUGAACUGUUGGAGUUGAACUUAAAUACAUUUUCCCACGAACCGAAAAGUAUGGCCUCGGAUGAGCAUAUUGCAAAGUUCCACAAGGACGGCUAUGUCGUCAUCAAGGAUUUUCUGACUGCUGAAGAGGUCAACGCCCUGAAGAAUAGUUGCCAUGACAUUGUGACGGACAUGGACCCCAAGGACCAUACUAUGACAGUCUUCAGCUGUCGAAACCAGACGAGGGAUGACUACUUCCUUACCAGCGGGGAUAAGAUCCGAUUCUUCUUUGAGCAGGGAGCAGUCAAUGACAAGGGAGAGUUGAGUGUUGACAAGCACAAGGCCAUCAAUAAAAUCGGCCACGCCCUGCACGAGCUUGUCCCCGAGUUCAAGAAGGUCACGCACAAACAGAACGUGCAGGAUGUGGCCAAGAAACUCGGUUACGUCAAGCCUGUCCUUGUUCAGAGCAUGUACAUCUUCAAGCCGCCCAAGUUGGGCGGAGAAGUGCCAUGCCACAUGGACGCUUCGUUCCUUUACACCGAGCCGCUCCGACUGACCGGCUUCUGGAUCGCCCUGGAGAAAUGCACGGUGGAAAACGCCUGUCUGCAGUUCAUCCCUGGCUCGCAGGACACCAAGGUAACCAGUCGAAUGAUCCGUAAUCCAGAGGGCGGGGAACCAUCCCUGGUCUUCACUGGUCCCCGAAACCUCGACAUGGAUCCCAAGCUCUUUGUCCCCGAAGAAGUCGAGCCAGGGACUUGUAUCCUGAUCCAUGGACAGGUCCUACACAAGAGCGAAGAGAAUCGUUCUGACAAAUCCCGUAACAUCUACACAUUCCACAUCGCUGAAUCGUUGGACGUCGAGUGGUCGAAAGGAAACUGGCUUCAGCCCACAGAAGAACUUCCCUUUCCCGAGCUUUACACCUCUUGAACUCACAGUGACCUUUGACCGUUCACCCCUGACCCCAAGCCAAGUCGUCCGACCCGUGGGUAUUGGAGUGAGUACUUGCAUGCACACAGACAGCGUUGAGUUUCGUUCCCGUUCCUGUUUCUCAUCUGCACAUCUUACAACAGUGUCACAACUUUUCAAAUUUAAAUCAAUCCCCCCCCCAAAAAAAAAAUUGGAUAUUUUUAUGAUGAUCAUAGUUCUUCUGAUAAGACGUAUUGUUGACGGACAACGUUUCUGACAGAAAAAAAAAUUUCUGACAGAAAAAUGGAAUAAAGUCUGCAGUUCUUUCAAUUUUUUUGGAAACAUUCUUUUGUCGAGUUUUGUCCCAAUACCAAUGUGAAAUAUGUCAAAGCUGUGACAAUGUUCUUUUUAAAUAGUUAAUCACUUGUUCAUUAAUUGAAUUCAUUGUUCGGCAUUUUUAAUAUCAUUACCUCAUUUAUUAACACAAAUCCUGAAAAAACAAUAUCAUGUAUUUCAUGUACAAAUUUUAUUCAUUGUUAAAAUUCAUUUUCUGUUUGCAUUUUUACAGAAUUUAUAAAGUUUAAUGUAUCUUUAUUUUUAAUUACUAAAAUGCACAUUUUGUUGAGAAAUUUUUGGUAUUCCCGAAUGUCUUCGAAUCUUAUUCUUUUCAGUAGUCUCGGCCCAAGCAACAGUGAUCAAUAGCAAUGGUACAUUAUUGUAGAGCGCCCUCGCACAAUUGUUUUCUUACUUGCUCGCACUAACGGCUUAGGAAAAUUUGUAGCAAUGGGGUGUGGCCAUUUAAUGUAAAUUUAGGCCGUUGGUGUAAUAUUCAUAUCUUCGAACAAAAUGUCGGCUUCCCAUUUUAUAGCAGUAGUUGCGCGCUAGUGCGGGGGGAAUCACUGCGUUGCAUAUCUAAUUAGCGAUGCUUGAUCAACGCACGUAUGUUUACAACCGUCGCGUGAGUGCGCUGACUAUUAACCAUUUCUCAAUCGCUGAUUGGUUCCCAAGAAAAGCCUAGGGAGAAAAUAAAGAAAAAGUUAACUGGCCACUGCACGUUAGUGCGACAGGCGCGCUGGUCUAAUCAUGCCGUUAGAUAUGCACAAUCCAUUAUCGAUCACUAACGUCUGGGGCUAAGACCAACUUUUCCAUUAUUGUAUUUCUCUUUUUAAUUUUUUUUUUAUUGCAGUUAAAUUCUUCACUUUGUCUUUAAUAUCAAACCAAAAAACAAAACGAAACAAACAACUAAACAUAAUACUAUUAGCAUUGUGUUUACCGUGUGCCUCACAGUAUUUUCAAGAGUACCUCAAAAAUAGAAAAUGUAUAAAGUCUCGCCAGUCCACGUUCACUUUUUCCGGAACGUCUUGGUACCAAACGCUGGCUAGUCUAGUCACAGACUCCCGUCUUUGGAAUGUACCCACUUGUUAUCCACCUGAUCGAUUGAACGGAAGUUGAGGUCAACAUUGUUAACUUUCUAAUAGUCUUCAAUUCGCGAUAUUUUCAAUAUGUUGUAAAGCCUUCUUCUUUUUCGAAGUACCCAUUGAUUGGAUGGCCCAGUCAGGACAGAAAAUAAAUUCAAAAAAUAGGGCAUUACACACGUGGUAGAUCAUAUACAUGGUCCCCGGAUUUGUUAUAUUCCCGUAAAAUCUAGCAAGCUUUGAGAUAACUUACAUGCACUAUUAUUGAUGUUAUAAUACUUUGAAACAACAGAACAAAAUAAACCGAAUUAACAAGAUUUUUCUAAAACUGUGUAA